AUGGCGGCCGCCCGUGCCGCCCUCGUGUGCCUCACUUGCAAAACACGGAAGAAGAAAUGCGACAAGACCCUGCCCUCCUGCGGCUACUGCACUGCAAAACGGGUGCGAUGUGUCUACCCGUCCCCGCUGACCCCAGCGGCGGAAACUGGGGCCACGAGCCCAAGCACGACCGCAGACACAGACGCAGGAACGGGCACAGGCGGAAGCCCCGCCGCUCGCCAUGUGUCUGUCCUCCGCUGUGCGGCCCCGGCGGCCGACGUGCGCUUCGCGUUGAACACGGUCCCAACCGAGCCGUCGGCGGCCGCGGCGAGCCUCUAUCUCGAGGCGAACCGCCUCAUCCGCGCAACCGGCCGGCUUCUCGACGAGGUCUGCACACGAUACCGCCUCGGUAUCCAUCGCCACCUGCCCGUCAUUUGUUCAGAGACCUUCGACGACAGUCUCUUCACCCUGGCAACCGCUCCGCCGCCCGACUUCUCCGUCCUGCUUGUGAGCAUCUGCUUGAUAACCUACUUCCCCGAGCAAGCCCCGCAACCCGCAGGGGCUGCCGCCACUCGAGCGACCCUUGACCGGACCACUCUUCACCUCGCCGCCCGGUCCCUUUUUGCCCAGGUCCGAGUAUCGUUUCCGCCCUCGGUCCAUCUGAUCCAGGCGGGCCUGCUUCUCGCUGUCUACGAAUAUGCCCGGGGCCAGCCUGACGACGCCUUUGCCUCCCUCGCUGAGUGCGCUCGCAUGGCCUAUGCCGCCCGCCUCUGCCGUAGUGUUUCCCCGCCCCGCCCGCCGUAUGCCACUCUCGAGAACGCGCCAAGCGGCUCGGCUUCCUCGUACCUGCAGGCUGAAGAGGCAGCCAACACGUGGUGGGGACUCAUCAUCUGCGAGCGGUAA
Molecule: messenger RNA, 882 nt
Organism: Thermothielavioides terrestris NRRL 8126
Lineage: Eukaryota; Fungi; Ascomycota; Sordariomycetes; Sordariales; Chaetomiaceae
Exons: 2
Coding region: 1-882 (293 amino acids)
Biological process (GO): DNA-templated transcription; regulation of DNA-templated transcription
Cellular component (GO): nucleus
Molecular function (GO): DNA-binding transcription factor activity, RNA polymerase II-specific; DNA binding; zinc ion binding
Source: RefSeq, a predicted model, not a curated record